Molecule: messenger RNA, 435 nt
Organism: Symbiodinium necroappetens
Lineage: Eukaryota; Dinophyceae; Suessiales; Symbiodiniaceae
Source: the annotation of a GenBank genome assembly
GCGCACGAUCUCGAGGAGGCAACGCAGAUGCCGGACUUGGACAACAGCACCAACGCCUCGGGUCGCCACGGCUUCGGCCAGCUGGGCGCAAACCUCGAGUUUCUGAUGCUGAAGGUGGCCCAGUUGGAGACGAUCGUAGAGCUCCAGCAGAUCGAGAUCCACAGCCUGAACGAGUGGAAGCGCGGUCAAACCGGUGGCCAGGCCGCGGCUUCCGAGGCCGAAACGAAAGCCAGGGAAGUGGCGGGAACGCAAAAGGCCACUGAGGUCUUGAAGAAGGUCCUCCACAAGCACAACCACCAAAGGGACAGGCGCGAGUUUUCUUCGCACCAGCAAAAGCGCGGCAGUGAAGAACAGCGGAAGCCCAAAGAGGACGAGGCAAGCCGGAGCAGUGCGGAUGAAGGCCCGGCUACUGCAGCGCCGGGCGAAGACGUCUAA